This is a messenger RNA of Abrus precatorius (Indian licorice), 2289 nucleotides long. Its product is annotated as subtilisin-like protease SBT5.3. Bases 1 to 2289 code for a protein of 762 amino acids. Gene Ontology annotation, biological process: proteolysis. NCBI's taxonomy places the organism in Eukaryota, Viridiplantae, Streptophyta, Magnoliopsida, Fabales, Fabaceae. Gene Ontology annotation, molecular function: serine-type endopeptidase activity. The record is from RefSeq and is a predicted model, not a curated record. The transcript is spliced from 11 exons.
AUGGGCUUUACCAAAAUUUUAAGUUCUUUCACCCUUUUCCUGUUCAUUGGGUAUACUUUGGUGAAUGGAUCCACCCCAAGGCAUUAUAUUGUUUACAUGGGAGAUCAUUCAUACCCCAAUUCAGAAUCUGUAAUCAGAGCAAAUCAUGAGAUACUGGCUUCAGUUAUUGGAAGCAUGAGUGAAUCAAAGGCAGCAGCACUCCACCAUUACAGUAAAACCUUUCAAGGCUUCUCGGCCAUGAUUACACCAGAGCAAGCUAAUAAACUUGCAGAAUAUAACUCAGUAGUGUCCGUUUUUGAGAGCAAAUUGAAUAGACUCCACACAACACAUUCUUGGGAUUUUCUUGGAUUAGACUCUGCCUAUAUGGGCAACCAUAUGGCACUGGAUGCUGAAUCUGAUGUCAUUGUUGGUGUCAUUGACUCUGGGAUCUGGCCGGAAUCAGAAAGCUUCACUGAUUAUGGAUUAGGUCCUGUGCCGGAAAAAUUCAAGGGAGAGUGUGUUACUGGUCAAAAUUUUACACUAGCCAAUUGCAACAAGAAAAUUAUUGGUGCCAGGUUCUAUUUAAAAGGGUUUGAAGCAGAAGUUGGUCAUCUAGAAGAUGUUGCUACCAAGAUUUUCUUCAGGUCAGCACGAGACAGUGGUGGACAUGGAACACACACUGCUUCCACAAUAGCAGGAUCCUUUGUUGCUAAUGCCAGCUUGUUUGGCAUUGCUAAAGGAACUGCUAGAGGUGGUGCCCCAAGUGCCAGACUUGCCAUCUACAAGGUCUGUUGGGUUGGAUUUUGCAGUGAUGCUGAUAUUCUUUCUGCCAUGGAUGAUGCCAUUCAUGAUGGGGUUGACAUGCUAUCUCUUUCCCUUGGCCCUGAACCUCCCCAACCAAUUUAUUUUGAGAAUGCAAUCAGUAUAGGAGCAUUCCAUGCAUUUAAACAUGGAGUUUUUGUUUCUGCUUCUGCUGGAAACUCGGUUUUUCCACGCACUGCAAUCAAUGUUGCUCCUUGGAUCCUCACUAUUGCUGCUAGCACCUUAGACAGAGAAUUCAAUUCAAAUAUCUACCUUGGUAACUCAAAAGUCUUAAAGGGUUUGUCUUUGAAUCCAAUAAAAAUGGAGCAUUCGUAUGGUUUGAUAUAUGGAAGCGCUGCAGCAGCUUCUGGAGUUCCAGCAAUAAAUGCAAGCUUCUGCAUGAACAAUACUCUGGAUCCUGCUUUAAUCAAGGGUAAAAUUGUGAUCUGUACAAUUGAGCAAUUUACUGAUGACAGAGAAGGGAAGUCCAUAAUAGUAAGGCAAGGUAGGGGUGUUGGAAUGAUACUUAUUGAUCAUAAUGCCAAAGAUAUUGGUUUUCAAUUUGUCAUCCCAACCACUCUCAUUGGUCAGGAUGCAGUAGAAGAGCUUCAAGCAUAUAUGAAGACAGAGAAGAAUCCCAUUGCUAGAAUCUACCCAACAAUAACAGUCCUUGGAACCAAACCUGCACCAGAAGUGGCAGCUUUUUCUUCCAUUGGGCCAAAUAUAAUAACACCAGAUAUUAUUAAGCCUGACAUCACGGCACCAGGAGUGAAUAUUUUGGCAGCAUGGUCUCCAGUAUCAACUGCAGGCACGGUUGAAGAACGAUCGGUCAACUAUAACAUAAUUUCAGGAACUUCAAUGUCUUGCCCACACAUAACUGCAGUUGCAGCAAUUAUUAAGUCUCUCCACCCAUAUUGGGGUCCUGCAGCCAUAAUGUCGGCAAUAAUGACAACAGCCACAGUUAUGGAUAACACACACCACCUCAUAGGAAGAGAUCCAAAUGGAACUCAAAUCACACCAUUUGACUGUGGAUCUGGACAUGUUAACCCAGUUGCAGCACUCAAUCCUGGAUUAAUAUACGACUUCAAUUCCCAAGAUGUUGUCAAUUUUCUCUGCAGCACUGGAGCAAGCCCAGCACAACUUAAGAACCUCACUGGGGUUCAAACUCAAUGUCAGAAAUCUCCAACAGCUUCCUACAACUUCAAUUAUCCAUCAAUUGGUGUGUCCAACUUGAAUGGAAGUUUAUCUGUUUAUCGCACGGUUACAUACUAUGGUCAAGAACCAACAGUAUAUUUAGCAAGUGUUGAAAAUCCAACUGGUGUGAAUGUCACAGUUACACCAGCAGAACUGAAGUUCUGGAAAACUGGGGAGAAAAUAACUUUCAGGAUUGAUUUCUUGCCUUUCAAGAAUAGCAAUGGAAACUUCGUGUUUGGUGCCUUGAUAUGGAACAAUGGCAGACAAAGUGUUAGGAGUCCUAUUGGUCUCAAUGUACUAUCUACUUAUCAUUGA